UACGUUGCGCUCUCUUGGGCGAAAUGACGUUUUGUCGCUUGUAAAUAUCGCUCGCGCGCGAACGAGUAGCGAGAGCCGUCGCGGCUCCGACCCGUUGGCAAUCCCCGAAACAUCGCGAACGAUUCCCACGCGAGUCCUCCGCGUAGUACGCGUUAAUUUAGCCGCGCGCAGCAGCGAAAUUGUCGUAUUCCACGCGCCGCGCGACCGAGCGCGCGGUGGUUGAGGUUAUGAUGAGUGAGUCAAGUUGAGGUCGCGACGUGUUGUGUAGCUCUCUUGCGCAUCGCGCACCUGAUGUUUACCGUCGGACUGUCGUUCUCCCGACGCAGCGAAGAAUAUGAACGAUUAUUACCGCAUCAGAUAUGACAUUAAUUGGCAUCAGUAAUCAGAAACUACAAUGAGUGGUUUAACCCUUUGUCUAGAAGAUGCGUAUCAGCAGGCUCAGGAUAUGAUUAAUCAAGCACCUAGAUAUUGGCUGAAGAAUGUUCAGGGUCAGAAUUCGUUGGCCUUAACAUCUGAUAAGUCUCUGUCUUCUCAGAAAAAGGAACAGUGUCACUCUAGGCACAGUAUUCAUGCCAAACUCACGAGACUCUAUUUCGAAGAGCUUGCUAAAGUUCCUCAUGCAACCCCAGAUUCAGUUUUGAACAAUCUUGAGAAUGAGUGCGACCUUUUGGGAUUGUUAGUGCGGAGAGAAGGGUUACACACGUUAAUUGUUAAUCUCUAUGCUGGUAAUAAAGGAUACUCAUUAGCUGUAAGGAAUAGUGAUAAGGGAAAUCAAUACGAUAAAAAUUCACUAGCUGAGACUCAGCUUAUGGGUUACGAACAGGGUGAACUACUCUCAUGCAUAGACAAUGGCCAGUUACCAGCUAUGCUAGCGGAACAACUGGAAUCCAAUCACUCACAUCUAUUUUAUGACGGUUGCAUAGUAGCUGAAGUUCGAGAUUAUCGAAAAGCGUGUUCUUAUAACAAAUCUGAUGUCCAUCAUAAUAAAGCUGAGGUUCAUCAUAACAGAGCUGAAGUUCAUCAUGUACUUCUUAAACCAACGACACAGAGUAUACUCUCGGACGUGUCAACACUUACAAGUGACGGAGAUUGGAGCCAUGAAGAACGAUUAAUAUUGGAAUCACAUCUGUUGGCAGCUACCCAAGGACCUCUAUGCUUGGAUCCAAAUCCUAUUCCCACUUUAGCUAGUACAAGACUUAAACAGUCCAAAUCGUUGUUUACAGACCCUCAACUCAUACGACAAGCCAAAAAGUUUUCUCAGGUCACGGUGAAUCGAAAAAGAAAAUUGGAACAGAUGACACGAUCUGAAGGACCGACGAUACAAGACUUUAUGCAGAAAAUGCGUGCAAAAAGGGGGAUGACAAGCACUGCCUGUGUAGCGCCUUCUCUUGCAAACCCUCCUCUGCUUCCACCAAAUACUCCAGUUGAAGUUUUAAGAUUCGCGAAAGCAUAUGAACGGCCACGAGACUCAAAAGACUGUUCACCACAAGUUAUAGAAGAAUAUAUAUUAGAGGCUCCAGGGAGUCAGGGUGAAAUGGAUCAUAUAAAGCUCUCAAUUCUACAGAGACCUUCUACUUCUGAGUACCUGGGAGAGCUUUAUAUGGACAAGAAUCAUCGAGAAGGAGAAAAGAAUGGUUCUUCUUGCCGGUUUACCUUAGGUACCAGAGCCGUGGCCAAUCAUUAUUACCAACAGUUUAAAGAAAUAUUUACGGAAGAAGGUAGAAAAAAUGUGGUAAUAAAGCAUCUUGUACCUGGGCAAGUACCGCGUACAUGCACUCCUGGUAUGCAACGGGUACAUCAACAGGUGCAAGUGAAAGCGGCGCAAUUGGUGGCUCAACAAUUGCAAACUCAGUCCCAACAUGUAGCCCAGCAGAUUCUGUCGCGGGCUCAAGGACAACUAAACACUUUGGCCGGUCAGGUAGCUUCGAAAGUUAUGACGGAAGCCACCACUUCUGCACAAAACAACCUGCCGUAUGUGGAUACUGCGAAUAUACCGCAAAUCACUUCUCAGAACGACACUACUGCAUUAAGUUCAGGACAAUCCCUGACUAAUGGCGGUCCAAACGCGUCAACUUCCGUGCAAAUUGAUAAUUCUUCAUUAGCGGUGACGGAUAACACUUGCAACGGCCCUGGUUUCUUGGUUUUUCAAAAGUCAGCCAAUGCUAUUAAUAAUGCAACAUCUACCAGUGUUCCAGUCUUGCAGGCACAAUUGCAAGCGGGAACACAAAAUUGUAUAAGUGAAACCGCCAAUCAGAACCAGAAUGAACCGCCAUUCAAGAAGCAUACAAAUAAUCCGGCGAUAAGCGCUCUCGUCACUUCCCUCAUGAAUUCCGCGCAACAAUUUCAGCAACAAGCUGCAGCCAACGCUGCAGCUGCAGCUAUGAACAACAACAAUGCGCAAACUUCAAACAAGUCCAGCAACGCCGCAAUUCUUAGUUUAUUAAAUAGUACUCCUGCGAACUUAACUCCGCAGAAACUUCAACCCCGAAGGAUCUCUCUUAAUACUUCUAUCCCACCCCGAGUUAUUAGUCACGGCAAUGUAAUUAAUGUGCCCAACACUACCGGCCAAGUUCGAGUGAGCCUAAGCUCCGCUUUGUCGGGUCAGCUAAGUUCUAAGCAACAACAUGUAAAAGCAACUGCGGUGAGACUUGCGCGAGUCCAAGAUGUUCCCACAUCAACACUUGGCUUAUCAAUGCCAGGACUCUCGGCUUUACUUGCUGGUACGCCGUCAGCAGAUAAUCCGAUACCCGGGAUGAAUCCUAAUUCGUCACUGCUCGAGCGGCUCACCGCUUCUUCCAGUCAGGGCAGUCAACCGGCGAGCCCGAUGACUAGCCCAUCACCAACAGGUAACGUGAAUCUACAGGGCGUAAAUCUUACUAGUCUGCCGAACUCUAUCAACGGUCUGCAAAACGUUCAGGUGUCGUUCCCUGGCUUGUCACAGCCUAUCACGAUGUCAUUGAACGUGUCGGCGACGACUGGUGGCACCGUCACACCCACUGGAGUCAUCGUCUCGUUGCCCAUAUCGUCCGCUACGAAUACCUGCACGACAGUUUCGAGCAUGGUUCCUGCAACUGUCGUGACGACAGCGAUUGCUGGAAGCACGCCAACAGUAGUGAUCGCCAAUCCUGCCAAUGCUCACUUAUCUUUACCGAUUGGUAAGAUAUCCGAAAUAGCCCACGCCCAAAUAAUAGCUUCCGGAGUAAAAGGAUUAUCACAACAAAACAUAAGAAAUAAUAAUGCAGUGACUCUUGCACAGGGAGGACAAGCAAUCCAGCUCAUUGGAUCUCAAAGGCCGCGACUUAAUAAUAUGCCUCGUCAAGUACAAUCGAAUCAAGUUAAGUCGGCUGUCUUAUCGAAUCAGUUGGUGACGGUUGCUAAGACAGUAACUGCAAGUCAGCUGAUAUUGUCUGGUAACAAACAAGUAUUAGCUCCCAUAAUGGCCGCGACGAAGCCCGUGCUUAUGGCGUCACAGACGACGCCUUCUUCCCAAGUAGUACCUGUUAAUAAACAAACUCUAUUGACGAAAUCUUUGCACGCUAGGGCUUCUACUGGUCAAUGCAACCAGCAGACGCAAAGUCUCGGAGUAACUACCCUAUCGCAACAACAACUCCAGCAGUUGCAACAAUGUCUGGCUGCGCAGCACAAGGUCGCCGUUGCGACGGGAAGUUCUCAAAGUAGGACUCACAUUGAAGCUCAGAGAAAUUCCACGUCUGCCCCUGGAGAAGAUCCCGCCUGAAUAUGUUCAAAACAAUGAUAAUGUUAACGAUCAUGUUACGGCAAAAUAAUUGGAACCCACCUAGAAGCAAUGUAAUGAGGCAUUUGUACAUUAUGUUAAGAUCAAAUUUGUUUUUGCAUGCGAAAAAGUUUAAAUAUGGAUUGUCUCUAUGCUACGCUGAAUUACAAGAAAGUUUCACUUCUUAUGGAAUUCUGUUCUCUAUACAUAAAAGAAAAAAAUACAAGAUUUUAAAGAGAAAACAGUAUGGUAUAUAAUAUUUAUAAUCAUGUGCAAUAAAAGCGUUUUUGUCACAUGAAUUUUCGCCUUGAAAUGUUACUUUAGGGGAGGUUUCAAUUAUUGUAUAUAUAACUUAUACACAUACGAUACGAUUUGUUUUAUAUUAAAAAUAUAAUAAAUAUUCCAAUUUUUUAUUGAU
Odontomachus brunneus is the source of this 4151-nucleotide messenger RNA. RefSeq names its product transcription factor SPT20 homolog. The transcript is spliced from 21 exons. Bases 395 to 3736 code for a protein of 1113 amino acids. Gene Ontology annotation, biological process: regulation of transcription by RNA polymerase II. Gene Ontology annotation, cellular component: SAGA complex. Gene Ontology annotation, molecular function: transcription coregulator activity. NCBI's taxonomy places the organism in Eukaryota, Metazoa, Arthropoda, Insecta, Hymenoptera, Formicidae. The record is from RefSeq and is a predicted model, not a curated record.